Messenger RNA from Amblyraja radiata (thorny skate), 3953 nucleotides. Its product is annotated as serine/threonine-protein kinase TBK1-like. Bases 276 to 2420 code for a protein of 714 amino acids. Gene Ontology annotation, molecular function: ATP binding; protein serine/threonine kinase activity. The transcript is spliced from 21 exons. Gene Ontology annotation, cellular component: cytoplasm. The record is from RefSeq and is a predicted model, not a curated record. Gene Ontology annotation, biological process: peptidyl-serine phosphorylation. NCBI's taxonomy places the organism in Eukaryota, Metazoa, Chordata, Chondrichthyes, Rajiformes, Rajidae.
GAAUGCUUGUGCCGCCGCUCAAUGGACAAGUCCGCCUGCAGGAAGCAUUCCCAACCUGCCCGAUUGUGCAGAGAAUGGGCGAGUUUGAUGCUCAAGCGCCGCCCACUAAAACCUGCCCCGGUUCUCUUUCACUUUUAAUUUCGUUUUGCCAGUGUUGAAACAUAUCUUGUCAAACGCCGAGACGUCAGUCACCACAUCCAGCAAAGAAGCCGACUCUGUAUCGAGGCCUAGAGUCUAAGCCCGUUAAACGCUAAGGUUUCUUUCACAAACCAGGGAUGCAGAGCACUUCCAAUUACCUCUGGUUACUCAAUGAUAUCCUCGGACAGGGAGCAACUGCAAGUGUAUAUAAAGCACGUCGCAAGCAAACUGGCGAUCAUUAUGCCGUCAAAGUGUUCAAUCAUGUCAGUUAUUUGCGUCCGUAUGAAGUGCAGAUGAGAGAGUUUGACAUGUUGCGCAAAUUAAACCACAAGAACAUUGUGAAGCUCUUGGCAGUGGAGGAAGUGGGAACCACCAAGCAGAAGGUCCUUGUGAUGGAGUACUGUGCCGGCGGAAGUCUGCAUAGUGUUUUGGAAGAAUCGGAAAACGCAUUCGGCCUGUCGGAAUCGGAGUUCCUGAUUGUCCUGCAGAGUGUUGUUGCUGGCAUGAACCAGUUGAGGGAGAAUGGUGUAGUGCAUCGGGACAUUAAGCCAGGGAACAUCAUGCGAGUGGUUGGAGAGGAUGGCCAAUCAGUCUAUAAACUGACCGACUUUGGAGCAGCCCGAGAACUGGAGGAUGAUGAACAGUUCAUGUCACUUUAUGGCACUGAGGAGUAUUUGCAUCCGGAUAUGUAUGAGCGCGCUGUCCUUCGUAAGCCACAGAACAAGAAGUAUGGGGUCACGGUGGAUCUGUGGAGUAUCGGUGUGACAUUUUACCAAACAGCUACUGGCAGUCUACCUUUCAUUCCAUAUGGAGGGCCCCGCAAGAACAAGGAGAUGAUGCAUAAAAUCACAACAGAGAAGCCGGAGGGAAUGAUAGCAGGAGUGCAGCACAGAGAUUGUGGCCCAGUGGAGUGGAGCAAGGAGCUGCCCAUCACCUGCAGGCUCUCAGAAGGCUUAAAGUUCCUGUUGGUUCCCAUCCUCGCAAAUAUCUUGGAGGCCGAUCAAGCUAAAUGUUGGGGAUUUGAUCAGUUCUUUGCAGAAACCAAUGACAUCCUUCAUAGAAGUGUGAUCCACAUCUUCUCACUGCAGCAAGCUACAGUACAUAAAGUCUACGUCCAUUCCUACAAUACAAUCAAUGUCUUGAUGGAUGCCAUUUUCCGACAGACUGACGUACCUGCUGUGGAGCAGGAGUUCAUGUAUGAAGGGUAUUGCUUGGAGCUGGACUUGGUCCAACAGGUAGAUUUGGUACCAAAAACAACGGAGGAGAGACCAAUCAUCUUAGUGAGCAAGGAGCAGAAGGCACCCAUUGGAAUCACAUAUAAAGAACCUGAUGUACCGACCUUUCCACCCAAGUUUGACUUAAUCAGUGAUGCGAAUCUUGCAAAGAUUGUGACAUGUGCUGUUCAUCAGCUGCUAAGGAUCACAAAAUCCCUCAUGAAAUGUCAGGACUUCAUACUCCGGGGCGUAUAUUGGAUGCUUGCCAUUUUGAAAGAGGAAUGCAGAAAUACGGUUCAGCGGGUUGCAACUUUGAAUCUGAAGCUGGAUUUCUGCAAGAGCACCAUGAUGAGAAUUCAGAAAAUAUAUGGCCAACAGUCUCGAAUGAAUCCAUCCGAGGGAGGUGAUGUACACAUGAAGUUGCAGUUGACAGUGCAUUUCCUGGCAACCAUCUCCCAGAAUGUUCAAAACAGUCAGAAGCAACUGGAUCAGAUAGCAGCUCAAUGGUCCACUACCAAUGACAUCCAUCAUAAAGACAGCACAAUUGGCAAAGUGGAAGUCCUGCUUGAAAAAGUGUCUGCUAUUCACCGGCAACUCAAAAAAGAUCGAAUGAAAAUGAAGCUUCAAUAUAAUGAUGAGCAGAUCCAUAAAUUUGAGAAACUCAACAUGGGGAUUCAUGCCAAGAAAGUGCUGGCGUUAGUUCGAGAGGAUGCUGAACAGAAAUAUAAGAAGCUACUGACGUGUGUAAAAGAUUGGAUGAGGACUGCCUGUGACAUCAGGAAACAACUGAGAUCCUUUGGUGAACAGUGUGAGAGCCUCCAUUGUGAUCUGGAGAACUGUGGAGCUUAUCUGAACAAUAUGUACAAUCAGAUUCCCUUGAAGGUCGAAGGAGACCAAUCCACCACCAAAUCAACAGCUUCAACUGUCUACCCUGACCAGAAAUGCAUGGAAAUGGCCAUCAGGAUGAAGCAGCUGAAGCAGGAGAUAGAACAUGUAACGAAGGAACUCCAGCAGAAUAACAUGACCAUCCAAAGCCUGAGUGAUGGUCAGAAACCUCAAGAUAUCUAAGGUUUGGGCGUUGAAGAUGAGAUACAGGAGAGAAGGACGAGCCAGACAGUUGUACUGUGACUUUAUAAAACAUCACCAUGGGACGGACUGGAAUCCCACUAAAAACUGGACAUGUAUUUGUAUUACUGAAGAAUGCCGAGACAAAAGAUUCACACUUCCUGUUUGAGUCGUCGUGAUAUAAACUGAGCAAAAAUGUUAGGAACCCAUUUUACCUUUCUCCCAGUUUAAGGAUAUGUAAAAAAAUUGGGAAUAAUGGGAAAUGCAUUGGAUAUGUAAACAAUUCUAGAAAGUGUGUGUGUGAACGAGAGCAAGAUCGGAACUUAUGUCUAAUUUAAAUUUGUGUGUAUAUUUGUCAUUCCAAAUAUUUUGACCCAUUUUUUCAACUUUGGGAACCAGUGUGGACAGAAGGAUCCAGAGUUGUUCUACUAUUCAGUAUGAUCAGGGGCUACUCUUCUACCUCAGUACCUGUCCUAGUCUUUUAAUGGACAGUGCAGUCCUUCCAGAAAUGCUACUUGACCUGUUGAGUUGCACCAACACUUUGUAAAUUGAAUGUCCACAGAUCUGUUGUAGCUCUAAUGAUGCAGUGCCUGAGGACGCAAACAACAUCGGAGAUGUACUCAAGUCGCACCUACCUUCACUCAACAACGUUGAUUGCCUUACUGCUGAAGAAGAUUGUGUCUACUGGAUCACGGAUCCCCAGUCCCUGGUUGCUGUUUGACCCUCUGCUCUUUUGGCCACUAUCAUCAGUUUGGGUUCACAAUUGGGGGCCAACACUGCCAUGCCUUCAAUUCCACAUUCCAAGAAUUGAACUGGAGAGCUUUGUGCCAAGUUGGCAGAUUGUUAACACAUGGUGCCGAUCAGAUAACGUAGCCCACAAUCAAACCAGGACAGCGCUGAUCUUUAUAGCAAAAACUGCAUUGGGAAAAGUACAUGAAACAGAUUAAGGCCAUUCAGUCCCUUGAGCCUGCACUGCUAUUCAAUCAGAUCAUGAAUGAUCUAACUUCACUUUUUUCACUUUUGCUCCCUACUCCCUUGUUAAAACAGAAAAUAACUUACGAUGAUUUAAAGACAACAUUGGAGUUGAUAGAAAUCAGGACAAAAAUGCUGGAAAUGCUCAACAUCUGAAAGGAGAGAAACAGCUCCACCAGAAGUGGAACGAGGUUAGAGAUGUGACGGUUUUGGGGAUUCUGGUUACUGGUCGAGGUAAAUUUUUCAACAAGCCGAAAAAUUUACUGCGAGUAAAAAUUGGUCGGCAUGGAGAAAAUCGAUGCUUUUGAACUCGUAGUGCAGUGGUAGUGGGGUCACCAUGUCGUUGGAGGUCGUCGAGGUAGCCGUAGGUAAUCUCCUUUGCUGACCGGGCAUUUGGGGAUUCCUGAUGUGGGAAAAUGGAAGAGAACGGAAAAGAACAAAAGGGCUAGGGAGAUGAAAUGACAAAUGGAUGAUGGUUCACAAGCUGUAGGAGCAGAAUUAAGCCAUUCGGCCCAUCAUGUGUACACAACCAUUCAAACAUGACUGAUCUCUCUUUCCCUCUCA